Messenger RNA from Hipposideros armiger (great roundleaf bat), 491 nucleotides. Its product is annotated as proteasome 20S subunit beta 9. The record is from RefSeq and is a predicted model, not a curated record. The transcript is spliced from 4 exons. Bases 1 to 438 code for a protein of 145 amino acids. Gene Ontology annotation, cellular component: cytoplasm; proteasome core complex. Lineage: Eukaryota; Metazoa; Chordata; Mammalia; Chiroptera; Hipposideridae.
AUGCUGCGGACCGGAGCACCAACCGGGGACUUAACCCGGACCGGAGAAGUCCACACCGGGCACAAGAGGGUGAAACUUCAGGAAAGUACGUUGACUCGUAUGCCUAACAUUUCCUUCAGGAUGGAACUAGAAGAACCUCCGCUUGUUCUGGCUGCUGCAAACGUGGUGAGGACUAUCACGUAUAAAUAUCGGGAGGACCUGUCUGCACAUCUCAUGAUAGCUGGCUGGGACCAACGUGAAGGGGGCCAAGUAUAUGGAACCCUGGGAGGAAUGCUGACCCGACAGCCCUUUGCCAUUGGGGCCUCUGCAGCUAUUGCUCUGGCCAUGAGCCGGGAUGGCUCGAGUGGGGGUGUCAUCUACCUGGUCACCAUUACAGCUGCUGGUGUGGACCAUCGAAUAAUCUUGGGCAAUGAACUGCCAAAAUUCUAUGAUGAGUGAAUCUUCCUCAGACUUAAUUUCCUUAUUUUUUAAUAAACUAUUUGAGAACAGAA